Penaeus vannamei (Pacific white shrimp) is the source of this 1633-nucleotide messenger RNA. The record is from RefSeq and is a predicted model, not a curated record. Lineage: Eukaryota; Metazoa; Arthropoda; Malacostraca; Decapoda; Penaeidae.
GAAGCACUCCAUUAGGCACUUACCAAAGACUAGUUCAGUAUCAUAAAGCAGGGAAGAUUUCAUUCAAAUAUGUCAAGACGUUUAACAUGGACGAAUAUGUUGGUAUCCCACGGGACCACUCCCAGAGCUAUCACACCUUCAUGUGGGAGAAUCUCUUCAAGCACAUAGACAUUGACCCUGCUAAUGCACACAUUCUGGACGGCAAUGCACAGGACCUCGAGAAAGAGUGCCAGUUGUACGAGCAGAAGAUUAAGGAGGCUGGUGGGAUUGAGUUGUUUAUGGGAGGUAUAGGUCCAGAUGGCCAUAUUGCUUUCAACGAGCCAGGCUCUAGCCUUGUGUCACGAACCCGUGUCAAGACACUCAACCAAGAGACCAUCACUGCCAAUGCCCGUUUCUUUAACAAUGACAUGUCAAAAGUGCCAAAGCAGUCCCUUACUGUGGGUGUUGGGACAGUUAUGGAUGCCAGAGAGGUAAUGAUCCUUAUCACAGGAUCACACAAGGCCUAUGCCCUUCACAUGGCUAUUGAGGAAGGGGUCAACCACAUGUGGACAGUAUCAGCAUUCCAGCAACACCCCCGCACCCUCAUGCUCUGCGAUGAGGAUGCAACUCUUGAGCUGAAGGUCAAGACUGUCAAGUACUUUAAGGACUUGUGGUCAGUGCACAGCAAACUCAUUGACGACCCAAUGAUGGCAUCGUUUCAAGAGUGAAGGAUGAAGCCAUUUUGUGCUUUUUACAGAAAUUGUCCCAGUGGUGGUGGUCAUUCAUUUCUUUGGGUGAAGGCUUAAUGAUAACGGAUUUCAAAAUCAUAUUCCAAAUAUGGUAAUGGUGCUAUUUAUCAUUGAGUAAGAUUUGAAUUUUAUUUUUGACAAAUUAUUUUUAAAAAAUCAAAAUGCCUUUUGAUAAUAAUUGCAUAUUGAUAAACAGACCUUUUGGAAAUGAAAAUCAAAAGGGAAAUUACUUACAAGAUGAUGAUAGCAUUAACAUAUUACAGCUGAUGCACUGACUUUGUGAUGGUUGACAUUUCCCAUAGAUUUUUUUUAUUUCAAGAGAUAAACUGAUGCUGAGAUAUCUUUUUGAUAUUAAAUUGAAUAAUUGUUGAUCUGCCAGAUGAUCUUGCAUUGAUUUGACUUUUUUUUUACAUCUAUAUUUUUUGAUAAAUAUCCUUCUGGAUGUAAUCUAAUAAAUUAGAAUUAUAUUAAGACGAUUCAAAACUGUGAUUAAAAAAGAGAAAGAAGUGUAUUCCAUCAUUGUGAUUUUAUUAACAAUGAUAUAAAAAGAUUAUAUAGCUUUACUUUACUCUGUCCAGCAAGGUAUAUUAAAAUAUUACUCUGAAGGACAGCACUAUUAAAAUGAUCUGUGAAUUAUGAUAGAUUCAAAAAGGUGUUCAUUGAGUAAUUACUGUUAGCAGAAAGGAUUCAGGUAUCUUUUUUGUUGCUUUUACUAUUUGUAAUUGUUAAUCCUAUAUAUAUAUACCCAUUUUGGGGAGCUUUAUAUGCACACAUGUUUGUAACUGUUGGUACACCUUGUAUUUGUAAGUGGAUGUAUAUGUAUAUCAGAUUAAUCAUAUAGGAUCGUGUUAAAGUACAUGGGUGUAUACUGGUUAAUCAAUAAAAGGACAAUAAUGUUUAUGUAA